Messenger RNA from Quercus lobata, 2649 nucleotides. RefSeq names its product LRR receptor-like serine/threonine-protein kinase IOS1. Bases 1 to 2649 code for a protein of 882 amino acids. Gene Ontology annotation, biological process: protein phosphorylation. NCBI's taxonomy places the organism in Eukaryota, Viridiplantae, Streptophyta, Magnoliopsida, Fagales, Fagaceae. The transcript has 13 exons. The record is from RefSeq and is a predicted model, not a curated record. Gene Ontology annotation, molecular function: ATP binding; protein binding; protein kinase activity.
AUGGUUACAAGGAUGUUCAAUCAUUUUCUCUUUGCAUUUCUUGCUGGUUUCUCUCUACUUUUGGUUCAUGGCCAGGAUCAAUCAGGUUUCAUUAGCUUAGAUUGUGGGCUACCAGCUAAUUCAAGCUAUACUGAGCCAAUAACAGGCAUCAAUUAUAUAUCAGAUGCAACGUUCAUAGACACUGGUGUAAGUAUGAGCAUAUCACCUGUGUACAAAACAAAUAGCCUUGAACAGGAGUAUAACUAUGUCAGAAGCUUUCCUCAAGAAACCAGAAACUGUUACACAAUAAGUCUUACAAGUGGCACCAGAUACUUGAUCCGAGGGAGUUUCUUGUAUGCGAAUUAUGAUGCCAAAAGUAAACCUCCAGCAUUCGACCUGUAUAUUGAUGCUAAUAAGUGGGAUUCAGUGACAUUACUCGAUGAAUCCACAUUCAUCUAUGCAGAGCUCAUACAUGUCCCAAAAUUAGAUCAUAUUGAUUUUUGUCUGGUGAACACGGGCCAUGGUGUACCGUUUAUUUCUGCAUUAGAACUUAGGCCACUGAAAAAUGACACAUAUGUCACUGUAGCUGGAUCAUUGUCAACUUUCGUGCGGCUUGAUUUUGGUACAUUAACCAAUCAAACAUAUAGGUACAAAGACGAUGUUUUUGAUCGCAUGUGGUUCCCCCCUACGGCCAUGGUUGAUUGGACACCAAUAAGUACUUCGCUUACAGUGGAUGGCAUAACUCACAACGAUUUCCAACCACCAUCAGUGGUCAUGGAUACUGCCUCCACAGCAAUAAAUGCAAGUGUACCCAUGACAUUCAACUGGGUGGCCCCGGAUAAUACAACCCAAUAUUACGUCUACAUGCACAUUGCUGAAAUCAGAGAGCUCAAAGCAAACGAAUCUAGAGUAUUCAACAUUUCUCUAAAUGGGGUGUUAUGGGGUGGACCUAUAAUUCCUAAGUACCUGCACACAACCACUGUAUACAGCCCUUCAGCCUUGAAAGGGGGAAAAUUUGAGUUUGUUCUUUAUAAAAUUGAACAAUCAGCUCUUCCACCACUCAUCAAUGCCAUUGAGGUUUACAAGGUUGUAGAGCUCUUACAAUCUCAGACAGACCAACAAGAUGUUGAUGCAAUGAAGAACAUCCAGUCAAUGUAUGGAGUAACAAGAAAUUGGCAAGGAGAUCCAUGUGCCCCUACAGCGUUUGUGUGGGAUGGAUUAAAUUGUACCUCUAAUGCUUAUGAAUCUCCUACAAUCAUAUCACUGAAUUUGUCAUCAAGUGGAUUGACUGGGCAGAUUGCUCCUUACAUAUCAAAUCUCACAUUGAUACAGUACUUGGAUCUAUCAAAUAAUAACUUAACUGGACCAGUGCCUGACUUUCUCUCAAAUUUGCAAUCAUUGAGGGUCUUAAACUUAGAAGGAAACAACUUGAGUGGCUCACUUCCUGCUGCCCUUCUUGCCAAAUCAAAGAGUGGUUCACUGUUAUUAAGUGUGGGAGAAAAUCCAAAUCUAUGCUCAUCAGUUUCUUGUACAACGGAGCAGAAGAAGAAGAAGACGAAUAUUAUUGUUCCAAUAGUGGCAUCAGUUGGCGGAUUGUUCUUGUUAUUAGCUGCAGCUGGUAUCUUUUGGAUAUUUAAAAAAACAAAAGAAAGAGAAGGUAAGACAAGCACAAAUAUGCAACUAGAAUCAAAGAAUCGACAAUUUACCUACUCUGAUAUCCAGAUGAUUACGAACAACUUUGAGAAACUUCUUGGUCAAGGUGGGUUUGGCAAAGUUUAUCUUGGUUUCGUAGAAGGAAAUCCUGUGGCUGUAAAGAUGAUCUCCCAAUCAGCAAUUGAAGGGUAUCAGCAAUUUCUGUCUGAGGUUGAACCUCUUAUAAGAGUUCAUCAUAGAAACUUGACUAUCCUUGUUGGAUAUUGCAAAGAAGGACCCAAUCUCGCUCUCAUCUAUGAGUAUAUGGUGAAUGGAGACUUGCAUUCCCAUAUUUCAGGUCUGGUCACAAAAAAUAACUCAAAUAUCUUAAGUUGGGAAGGCAGAAUUCGAAUUGCAUUGGACUCUGCACAAGGAUUGGAGUAUCUACACGAUGACUGUAAUCCACCCAUUAUUCACAGAGAUGUGAAGCCAUCAAACAUCUUGUUGAAUGAAAAAUUCCAAGCCAAGAUUGCUGAUUUUGGCCUGUCCAGAGUUAUCCCAACAGAUGGUAGCAGUUAUGUGACAGCAACUGUUGCUGGCAGUCCAGGCUACUUAGACCCCGAGUACUUCAGAUCAAACAAAUUAACUAAGAAAAGUGAUGUAUAUAGCUUUGGAGUUGUUCUUAUGGAGUUAAUCACAGGUCGACCUGCUAUAAAGAGAAGCACUGAGCCCGUUCAUAUAAGUCAAUGGGUCAAUUCCACUGUUGCGCACGGGGAUAUUCGAAGUAUUGUUGAUCCAAGAUUACCAAACGGAGAUUUCGAUCUCAACUCUGCCUGGAAGGCUGUUGAAGUAUCCCUGACUUGUGUAUCUGAAAAUCCCCUCAAUAGGCCAACCAUGAGUCAGGUAGUUAUUGAUCUAAAGGAAUGCUUGGCAACAGAAUUAGCUCGAAGGAAGGAGGACAGUGUGACUGAAUCAAAUGAUUCAAGUCCAAUUUUCACAAUCCAUGUGACUGCUAGAACUAGUCCUUCAGCAAGAUAG